UCUUGCAUUGUCUCUAUCGGAGGAUCCUCCUCCUCAGUGGCACGAGUCUAUUUAAUGAACAUCAAAUUAUUCGGAAUGACACCGGAACUUUUGGAAGCGGGAGAUAAAAACAUCAUUACCCGAAAACAAGCCGGGAAAUGCCGUACAAGAGACGGGUCCUAGAACUAGAUACUAGAGAUACAUGAGGAGAAUCACUGUCGCGUAAAAGCGGAUAGUUCUAACUUUCUCUUCACGCUAUAGCCACAUCUAACUGAACGGAGAGAACAAGCAAUGUAACUGCCUGUAAAACGCUCCGUCCAACAUCUAGCCCUGUUAUAAUCAGGGACACCCAAUAAUAUACACCUUCAUGCAUCAGUACAUUUUAAAGGGACUUAAACAUGACAGCUCUACAGACUGUUGAUGGCGUUUAGUUUGUGCCUGAGCCGUAGUGCUUUAACCCUCACCUGCUGAAGAAAGUACACAUAUGUUCCAGGCUGGACUACGAUCAUCCAGGGGAGCGACAUACACACAGCUCUUCAACGCCGCUGUCCCUCCUAAACUUUUAAAUCGCGCAGAAGUUUUUCGCUCACCGUGGAGAGAAAUGCACGCAUUGAUGCAAAAGUGGGCCGUGCUGACGAUGCUUCUGGUUCAGGUAUUGGGUAGUAUACCGGAGGCAUUUCAGGAGGGUUCCAGCGACACUGAUCAGAGGAUGGGGGUUCCACAGUCCAAGCCGACCGCAAAGGUCCUACCAUAUCACCAACAGAAGCUGAGGUCACCUUACCAGUUGAGAGGGAUUCAACCCAAACCCUCAUCCAAAGAGAAGCCAUUUCUCCUAGACCCGAAAAACUUUCCAGAACUUUCUGGUGCAGACCUCCGCUCCCACAAUCCAAAUAUUCAGGUAACCAUUGAGGUUAUGGACAGCCCCCAGAUCGAGUUGGAGAUUGACCUGGCUGAGGGCCGCAGCGAGUGGUCGCUGUCCUCCCUGGGUUGGCUGGCGGGGAGAACACCAUUCCGGGUGCUUUUCUGGGAGCAUCCGGAACCCGAGGAUGGGCAAGGACACAGGAGCCCAGAGGACAUGCCUGAAGACAGUGUGGACAGCUGUGAACAGUGGCUCCGCUGUAAGAGCGACUUCCUGCAGCAGCUGCUGCUCGCGGAGCUGCCCAGCUGUCCCUGCUCCUACCCCUCGGAGAUCGUCUAUGGUGCCAUCAGCAUCUUCGACAAGCACCUGGGGAGGGCAUUCCUGUGGCGCGAUGCCAGUGGGCCCAAGGAGCGGCUGGGCGUGUACAGGGCAGCGGCACUGUUCUGCAUUCGCUCCACGCCGUCCCGAGGCGGCGUCCUGACAGCAGCCCAGCAGUGCUGCUAUGACGGGGACAUGCAGCUGUUGACGCGGGGUAGUGGGGCUGGAGUGCCUGAUCUCAUCAGCGCUGACUUUUCCCCAGAGCUGCACCACCGGCUGGACGUGCUGCCCUGGCUCCUGUGCAAGGGCGACUGGAGCCGCUUUCAUGCCGCCCGGCCCCCCAACAACGGCCUGCGGUGCACUGAGAACCCAUCAGAGAAAGAGUAUGGUCGGCAACUCGAGGAGGCACGCGAGUACUAAUACACCCCGCCCAUUCCGAAGCCCCGCCCACGCCCGAGCCACACCCACAUCUGAGCCCCACAAGAGGUGGACCAUAAGGGGUAGCACAGGCCAUCUCACUCGAAAUUCCAGUCUCAGCCAAUCAGGUGUCGCUCAGGAUAAGACAUGUCACACUAGGGAACAGGGAGGAUUGGGACAUGGAGCCAGAUGUAUUUGGAUCCCUGACAGAAAGAGGGAGACCUGGAAUGUUUAUUUCACUGAGGUUGGCCGAUUUUUUUCUUAAAAAGUGUUUUAUGAAAUAGGUAAAGGGGUAUGUGCGAUUACCAGUCCAGGGCAGAACAGGACAUCGUAACCGAAAUCACAGGGUGUGGAGAAUGGACUUUUAACAAAAGAUUUAUACUCAAUUUUCAGGAAGAGACUAAAAUUCAGAGUUCGUGUCGCAAUGAGUAAUUACAUAGAGAAAAGCGCUGAAACAUGAUUAGAAAACAAAUAUGCUCCUUACAUACAGUCUUAAAACCAUCUGGGAAUCGUAUUUAUCCUAUUAAAAAAUUGCAAGAACUGAAGGCUGUGGGAGGAGCCAGGAAACCAGGUGCACAUCAAAAGUCACGUGGGACAGACGCCCACUUUUGGAGAACUGCUCCACACAAGGUUACAUUUCGGUGGCGUACUUUUACUGCUUAUAGAAUGUUCCAUCUUGGCACAAAACACAGUCCAGCUUGGGAGCAUAACCACCAUGAUGUGAAAUCGUUCCUUCAAAAGAGGGACGAGAAACUAAUAUCACAACUACAGGGUUUAUCCUGGAAUCUCCAUGAAGAGCUGAUGUGUGUGUGAGGAGUCGUUUCUAGGCUCUAAAUACUCGCUCUCUCUGCUGUCACGUUCUUUGCUGAACUGGGAGACCUCGUCGACCCCAUUUGUGAUAGAGGCCCUUACCAGACAAGGGGAGUAUUACUCAACAGGUAGUUGGGGACCACCUGACAUUGGCCGGUGCCUCGCCAUGUAACCGAGCACCUGUGAGCAGAACCACAGGCUGACAGACAGGUCCGUUUGUCUACGGCUGCAAGUGAGAACACGGGCCUGACGAGGGAGGCAGCGCGGCCUGGGAUUCUGACAUUGGCACAUAUAGCCGAUUGGCACAGGAAGAGGAACAGGAUGUAGAGCCAAGCAGGUGAGAGUCUCAGGGACCACCACAUGCGGGGCUGCCUUCAUGCCACCGAGGACUGGAGCUCCUGUGUGCCACAAUCAAGCUGAUAGGAAACUGGGGCAAAGUCACCUACAGUUAAUGACUCAAACUACUAGCUUUGUCAAAGAUGGCAUCCCACCAUAGUGGUGGCAUUUCAAAGACAAAGAAUGACACUGUGUGUAAAGGUAGCAUGUUUGUAUUAUCU
This is a messenger RNA of Brienomyrus brachyistius, 2940 nucleotides long. Its product is annotated as isthmin-2-like. Bases 464 to 1576 code for a protein of 370 amino acids. The transcript is spliced from 4 exons. The record is from RefSeq and is a predicted model, not a curated record. NCBI's taxonomy places the organism in Eukaryota, Metazoa, Chordata, Actinopteri, Osteoglossiformes, Mormyridae.